Medioppia subpectinata is the source of this 594-nucleotide messenger RNA. NCBI's taxonomy places the organism in Eukaryota, Metazoa, Arthropoda, Arachnida, Sarcoptiformes, Oppiidae. The record is from the annotation of a GenBank genome assembly.
GCGGUGGCAGACCACGUGGUGGACGACUAUUGGCUAUCAGUGCCGACCGCAGCCACAGUCGGCCCGUCAUUGGCCGCCGCCUCAGUCGUCGUGACGGUCGCCGAUCUGAAGCGUCACGUGAUUGACACGUGUUGUGCGGCCAUCGAUGGCACAGUCGAAGUGGAUCUGUGGCUCAACGACGGCCUACUCGACGACCGCACGCCUGUCGACCACAUAUUGGCCAACAGAGACCGCAUUGACGUUCGACCCCGCGGUGGCGGAGGGGGUGCCGCCGGCGGUGACGGCAGUGGUCAGCCCUCAUCCAGUGGCCAAUCAAUGACCGCUGAUAUAUACGAAUCGGACACCGAUUGGCGCCACAGAGACCACACUUAUAGAGCAGGUCGUCACAGACCGCCGUCAUCGGUGGUCAACAACAACCGUCUUAAUGCGCUGAAGAAGGAAAUACCGGUAAACCAAUACAAUGGCCGCUAUAUUAACGUUUUGAAUCGUAACACUAAUUGUCUGAAAUCGAUGCAAAAGCGGACAUUUGUGGCCAAUAUUACCGAUAAUAACGCCAAUCGCAAGACACGAGUGCCGCCAGUGGUGCCAAUAAUC